Molecule: messenger RNA, 4326 nt
Organism: Westerdykella ornata
Lineage: Eukaryota; Fungi; Ascomycota; Dothideomycetes; Pleosporales; Sporormiaceae
Product: P-loop containing nucleoside triphosphate hydrolase protein
Exons: 3
Coding region: 1-4326 (1441 amino acids)
Biological process (GO): transmembrane transport
Cellular component (GO): membrane
Molecular function (GO): ATP binding; ABC-type oligopeptide transporter activity; ATP hydrolysis activity
Source: RefSeq, a predicted model, not a curated record
AUGACGACUUCUCAGGGCUCGGAUUCAACCGGCGAUCUGGAAAAGGCAUCAAUUGCUAACGACAAGCAUAAUGUAGUGGCCAAAAACACGCGCUGGAUCGCUCUAUUCUGGUUCACGAGAAGACGGCAUCUCCCUUUGCUGAGUACAGCAGUGUGCACUGCUGUGAUCGCCGCACUCUCUCGCCCCGCCAUUGCCGUUCUUUUUGGCCUUCUGUUUCGACAGUUUGCGAGCUUUGGAUCGGGACAAAUAUCUGGUUCCGAAUUGCUUCACAAUGGGUCCAAUCUUUGCAUAUACUUGACCGCAGUUUGCGCCGCGUUGUGGAUCUUGAGCAGCUUCAAUUUCAUGCUUUUUCUUUCCUUUGGUGAACUUCAGGCACGUAGCGCUCGGGAGCGCGUCUUCGAGUCUCUGUUGCGAAAGGACAUGGACUGGUACGACAUGAGUGAGAAUGGAAUCGCCGCGUUUCUGUCAACAGCUCAGACGCAUAUACGCGAUCUUCAGCUAUCUACCUCUCAGCCACUGGGCGAGAUCAUGCAAUGCUUUACAGUAUGCGUUGCCUCAUUGGCUGUCUCCUUCUACUUUUCCUGGGACCUGACACUCGUUAUCAUCGGCAGCCUUCCAUUCGUCUAUCUGGUGCAGACAUUCUUGUCGAAGCGACUGUCUAAACAUGCGCACGAACAGGCGGGAAAGCUACAACAAGCGCUCAAAUAUGUCAUCAGCGCCUUGCAAAACAUCGAAACUGUGAAAUGCUUCAAUGGCCAGAAACUCGAGCUCCAAAAGUAUACUGGAAUCAUCGCCGCUGCGGGCAAUAUCUACAAAAGACAAGCCCAAUUCCGAGCCGGGCAAAUAGCGGCAAUGCAGUUUUACCACCUUAGCAUCUUCUUCCAGGCCUUUUGGUACGGCAGCUACUUGGUUACAUCCGGCAAGAAGAACGCAGGAGAAGUUUUGACCUGUUUCUGGACAUCACUGAUGGCGGUGCAGUCAAUAUCGGAGUUCAUGCCUCAGCUCAUUGUCUUGCAAAAAGGGAAAGUCGCCGCUACGCGCCUGAGAAAUGUGAUGGCACAUAUGUCCAAAUUUGAUGGCAAUGAGGGUUCAGGCAUUGACCGGCCAGAUGAGUGUGAAGGAGAAAUCCGAUUUCACAAGGUUUCCUUCUCAUAUCCUACACGUCCUGAUGAGAUGGCCUUGAAAGAAGCCGACCUCUUCUUCCCCGCGGGUAAGACAAUCUUCGUGGUUGGAAGAAGUGGGUCUGGGAAGAGCACGCUUGGACAGUUACUUGUGCGUUUCUACAGGCCCACAAGCGGCCGCAUAUUCCUCGACGGUUACUCGAUAAGCACUCUGGAUCCGCGUUGGCUACGGCAGAACGUUAUGCUCGUGGAACAACACAGUGUGCUAUUCAGGGAUUCCCUUCGCAAGAACAUCGCCUUAGGAAAACCAAACGACGACGUUUCAGACAAAGAGAUAGACGAGGCCGUACGUUUUGCUCUCCUCGAGCAGAUGCUUCGCGAGGUGCCCGAUGGGCUCGACACCCUGGUUGGCACCAAAGGCAACACGAUGAGUGGAGGACAAAAGCAACGAGUGGCAUUGGCUCGAGCGCGUUUGCGAGAUGCGCCUGUCCUCGUUCUCGAUGAGUCCACAAGUGCCCUGGAUUACAUCACACGAGCCGGAAUCAUUGAAGCUAUCAAAAACUGGCGGCGAGGCAAAACGACGAUUAUUAUCACUCACGACAUGUCUCAAAUUCAACCAGAAGAUUAUGUAUACAUCAUGGAGAAGGCUCAAGUAGUGCAAAAAGGCUACCGGAAAGAUAUGGAAGCUGAAGCUGGCUCACCGUUUCACACCUUCCUCUCUACGGGUCCGAUCGAAAGAGAAGAAGAAGAGGAAAACGAGAAGGAAGAGCGGGAAAAUGUCUAUUAUAGCUCUUCAGAAUAUGAGGCGGAGCACGACACGGAUGAAUUGGUGGACGCUUAUGGAGAAGACUGGGCAUUUCACGAUUCGCCAAGUCAGGUAUCGCUCACAGGUCCCAGCCAGUUUGUGUCACCAUUCCUGAGUCCCAGACGGAGUGUGAUGUAUCAUACUUCUCCCACCUACAACAGUUCUCGGCGAGCGUCAGUGGUUACAGUGGAUGAAGGAAACGAUCACACUGUGUCGACGGCUUUAGAAAUGCGUCCACUUCCUGCGAAGGCGGUCACAGCAGGCAAACGAGGUUCCAGAGGGCCGCCAUUUCCGUCACGAACGAACUCGCCGCACUCAGGGCGACCAGACCGCUCAUCACCAGUCCGUCCUACGUCACCGCGGCCCCCUAAAGCCCGCCCCCUGCGGCCUACUCGCCCCAACAACCCGCUAGUAGAAACUUUUCAGGAACGUAAGGUCCACAGACUAUCUCCGCGCCGAGAAAAGCAGCUGAAGAGGAGGCUAUCACAACGCCAUAGAAGGGCUGAGGAGACACCGGAGAACACGAUCCAAACUCUCACUCUGAUGCAGAUACUCGGAACGGUCUGGCCGAGCUUGAAAGGGCACUCACGACUUGUUCUCAUCGCUGGUUUCUCAUCUGCCGUGGUGCAUGCGGUAGCUACACCCGUUUUCGCUUACAUUUUCGCUCAGCUUCUGUCGACUUUCUGGCAGGAAACUGGCGCAUAUAGAUCUGCUCUGAUCUAUGCGCUCACCAUUCUCGCGAUCGCCGUCAUUGACAGCGCAGCGAGUUAUGGUUUUGUCUUCUUCUUUGAAGCGGCAGCACAGUCCUGGGCCAACGCCGUGAAGACAGAAGCGAUGAGACGUAUCCUCCUGCAACCGCGGGAAUUCUUCGAUCACAACGAGAACAGCGUCUCCAUCCUGGCCGAAUGUCUCGACAAUUUUGGUGAAGAGGCUCGCAAUCUCCCAGGCAGAUUCGUGGCUAUCAUCAUCAUUAUCAUCGUCAUGAUCUGUAUCGCCGUGGUAUGGGCGAUGAUAUCGUGCUGGAAGCUUACCCUUGUGGCUAUGGCCACUGGACCAGUAUUGUAUUUUGUCUUCGCAGCGUACAAUGGGACUAGUAGUCUGUGGGAGAAGCACACCAACGAAGCAGAUGAGGUCGUAGGCCAAGUUCUCCACGAGACCUUCACCAAUAUCCGUACCGUCCGCUCUCUCGUACUCGAAGAAGUGUUCCGCAAGAAGUUCAGCGACGUGACCAAAGCAGCACUGAGGACUGGAUUCAAGCGAGCAAUCUUCACGGGUUCCAUCUUCGGCCUCAACUAUACCGGCGUCUUCUUUGUUAGUACAAUGUGCUUCUGGUUCGGCGCAUAUCUCCUAUCCAAUGGCGAAUUCACGACAACCCGCGUCUACCGAACCUUCAAUAUCCUCCUCAUGAGCUCCGCCCACGUAGCCGGCCUACUCAGCUUCAUCCCCCAGAUCAACAUUGCCCGCGACGCUGCAUCUCGGCUUCUGCGCCUUGCCAACCUUCCCACCAACUCCCACGAGCUGAAGGGUACUACACAGAUCACCACGGCAGGUGACAUCGUCUUCCACGACACAGACUUCUCCUACCCCACUAGGCCCGAGCAGAAGGUCCUCCGAAACAUCAACCUCCACAUCCCUCGCGGAAGCUGCACUGCCAUCGUCGGAUCCUCCGGCUCCGGAAAAUCCACCAUUGCAGCCCUCCUCCUGAAACUCUACCAGCCAACGCAGAAUCUCACACUCAGCCCAUACAGCACUUCCUUGUCACCCUCCCCCAUCACUGUCUCCGACAUAGAUAUCGAUGCUUUAGACACGGCGUCCUUGCGCUCGCGCAUGGCGCUCGUCAGCCAAACACCUGUCCUCUUCCCGGGCACCGUGGCCGAAAACAUCGCAUACGGUCUCCCACCAGACUCGCCCUUGGCUUCCAUGGACAGCAUCCGGGCUGCGGCAACCGCAGCCGGUAUCGACGAAUUCAUCAGCAGCCUACCGCAGGGCUAUCAAACCCUCAUUGGCGAAGGCGGCGCAGGUCUCAGCGGCGGGCAAGCCCAGCGCGUUGCCAUUGCUAGGGCUUUGGCGAGGGAGCCGGAUAUUUUGGUCCUGGAUGAGGCGACGAGUGCGUUGGAUGUGGAGAGUGCCGGAGUGGUGAGGGAGACGGUGAGGAGGUUGGUGGUUCGGGGUGCAGGAGAGGGAGGUAGGAGUAGAGGAAAAGGGAAGGGGAAGGGGAAGGUAGGGGAGAGGAAGAUGACUGUGAUUAUCAUCACGCAUGCUAGGGAUAUGAUGGCUGUGGCGGAGAAGGUGAUUAUGUUGGAUAAGGGGCGGGUGGUGGAGGAAGGCGGGUUUGACGAAUUGAGGCGGAAGAAGGGUGGGCACUUUGCUACGUUGUUGAGAGGGGGUGGGGAGUAUUGA